AUGGCUGAGCUGGGUAGAUUGCGGUUGUCUGACACUGAUGCUCUGCUACCCACGGGUUUUUGGGCCGCCGUGGCCGUUUGGCUGGAGAGGCCACAGGUGGCCAACAAGCGGCUGUGCGGCGCCCGCACCGAGGCCCGCGGGAGCGCUUCCCUGCCCCGCGCACAGACAGAGAAAGGACCGCAGCGGGGACAGGAACCCGGGUUGGAGGGGCAUGACGCGGGGGAACCCGGACAAGCUUCUCCCGAGGGAGAGCCAGGCUUAGGACCUAGGGCGGGCCGCGAAGGCGACGUCUCCGCGGCUGACCUGGACUCUCUGUGGGACCGAGUCUCCCAAAGCCUUGUCCACGACAAUUCGGAAAUGUUGGCGUUCAUCUCUGGGCCCGCGAUGGGUUCUCAACCUGAAGCCCCUCAGAAGCUCGACCUGGUUCUCAGAACCGUCAUCCCGAAAGCGAGCCCUCGCUGCCCGCUUACAGCACCGAAGAAAGAACUGGUGGUGCAAGAUGUCACCAAUGGGAGUGUCACCUUUUUACCCUUGGAAGAAGAUGAUGAGGGGAAUUUGGAGGUUAAGAUGAGCAAUGUGUAUCAGCUCCGGCUCCAUCACAGUGAAGCAGAAUGGUUCAUAUCUGUUUUAAUUUUCUGUCCAGAGAGGUGGCAUUCAGAUGGCGUUGUCUAUCCCAAACCUGCCUGGCUUAGAGAAGAACUGCUGUCCAAGCUGGCCAGGUGGGCUGUGGAGAACAGGAAGAGUGAAUUUAAAAGCACCCUUUCCCUGGUGUCCAUCCUGCGCUACAGCAGGCUGUACCAGGAGCUCAAAGAGAAGUACAGAGACAUGGUAAAGGUUUGGCCUGAAGUAACAGAUCCUGAAAAGUUUGUCUAUGAAGACGUGGCCAUCGCUACAUACCUGCUGAUCCUAUGGGAAGACGAGAGGGCCGAGAAGGGAGUCACCACCAAGCAGUCCUUUGUGGACUUAGGGUGCGGAAAUGGCCUCCUGGUUCACAUCUUGAGCAGUGAGGGGCAUCCAGGCAGAGGGAUUGAUGUCCGAAGAAGAAAGAUCUGGGACCUGUAUGGACCCCAAACUCAGCUGGAGGAAGGUUCCAUCAUCCCGAGUGACAAGACCCUGUUCCCUGGUGUUGAUUGGCUGAUUGGUAACCAUUCUGAUGAGCUCACUCCCUGGAUCCCUGUCAUUGCAGCCAGGUCUUCCUACACCUGCCGUUUCUUCGUCCUGCCCUGCUGUUUCUUUGACUUUGUGGGGCGAUACCACCGGCGGCAGAGCAGGAAGACACAGUACCGUGAGUACCUGGACUUCGUGCUGGAGGUGGGACUUUCCUGUGGCUUCCACAUGCAGGAAGACUGCCUCAGGAUUCCUUCUACCAAGCGGGUCUGCCUCAUUGGAAAAUCCAGAACAUAUCUGCCUUCUUCAGAGAUCUGGAUGGAUGAGCAGAGGACUCGGUACCUCCAUAGCAGACAGGGUCACUCCCAGUGCCCGCCUGGUGAAGGACAUAUGCCUUCUGCACCCCAGGCAGCUGCCCACGAUAUUGGUCCCCAAGACAGCCACGAGACCUGCGAUGCUGGGGCCGAGUGCAUGCCUGACACCUUGGCUGCCGAGGGAGGAGUAGCCCCAGCCUCAGGGCUCUGGAUGCCUGGGUUCUGCCCCAGAGAAAAGGCCGAGCGUGUGAGGAAUUGCGCUGCCCUCCCUCGAGACUUUAUUGACCAGGUGGUUUUACAAGUAGCAAAUUUGUUGUUAGAUGGAAAGAACUUAACCACGGGGAGCUCUGAGGACGGGAGUCUGAAGACCUGGAAUGAAGGAGGGAGCCUUUCCCUGGCAGAAGUGGCCGCAGAACUGAGCCCGGAGACCCUGCAGCGGCUGAAGCGGGAGUGUGGAGGCCUACAGACCCUGCUCAGGAAUAACCAUCAGGUGUUUGAAGUUCUGAAUGGGCAAGUUCACAUCCGAGACUGGCGGCAAGAGCUGCAGAGGGAGAAGCCUCCAGAAGCCAAGCGGAGCCUGCCUGCGGAGGUGUUCAAGACGCGCAUCUGCUGGUUCUUCACUCACCAUCCUGAUGGCUGUGUGCUGCCUGCUGCCCUUUGCCCCUUUGCCCAUGGGCCUGAAGAGCUGCGCCUGUCCCAAACCUCAAAGAAGCAGAAGCAGGCUCCCUGAGUCACUUCCUCAGUGGUCUCCAGCUGAUGGCUCUGUGGGUCUCCUACCUGUCUCCCCUGUCCUGAUGACACCCUUUUGGGGUGAAUUGACUUCGGUGUGACUGUCUGUGCAUAGCCACUGUCAGUCACUGGCACACAUCUCCAGGCCGUGUCAGCUUCUACAAACAUGACCUUCUCAUUCUUAGGGCUGUGUGCCCAGGUUCCUCUGCCUGUGAGCUUGCUGCAGGGUGGUCACAGGCUCCUACAAGCAGAGGCACAAGACUUUUCUGUGAGGCCGUUAUCAGAGUCCUAGAGAGCAGCUUCCAGAGUCACAUCCUGCCACCCUUGUUCCGAGGCAUAACUCAGUUGAACACUGCCUCAUCCUUACCCUUCUCUUCGGCACCCUGUCCCCAGAAGUGUUUUACAGUUUUUCCUUUCAGAAAAAAAUUAUUUCCAUUUAAAUUUAUUUUUGGUCUUACACAAAAAGUGGUACUUACUGCAUCUCUGCUGAGUGUCCUGGGGACCAACCUCUGAAACUUGAUAUAGAAGUGUCCCGGUGUCAUCCGAGCCAAGUGAAUGGCGUUGUUCAAUCUCAGAGCUGAGGGCCCUGCAGCAUCCUGGAGCAGGGCGGCCACCGUGGGGUCUUGGUCCCAGCUGAUGAGAGCCCACAGAAUUUGCUCCCACCUUUCUUUGCCAGUUUGGCAAUCACAACUCCAGAGCAGUGGUAGUGAUCUGCACCCAGGCAAUGUCGCCACCUCUGUCUUGGAUGGGCUAGGCUGUAUGUCCUCAGGAACCAGGACUCACAUUGGGAUGGGGGGCAGCCUCUGUUCUCAUUGGCCCUGCCUGUAAUUGCCUUUUCUCUCAGGUCCAUAGGGGCCCAGAAUCUGCAGGGCCCUCUCCCACCUGACCCUGCAGGUACCUGAAGAUCUAACCUUGGUCCUCUAGUGUGUAGUGGCCAGGCUCCCAUGGGCAGGGAGCUUGGCCUCCCUGAGAUUUUCCUGGGUUCCAUGUUAAGGCAGCAAGACUGAGGGGUGGGACAGCGUCUUACGUUUCCACUUUUUCUAGUUCUCAAAAUCCCAUGAUGAAGCCUGUCUUCUGGGAGAAGACUGCAGAAGCUCAUUCAGAAUGAGCUGUGGGCUCACUCCCAUGACUGUUUAGUGAAGACCGCUUCCGGAAGCCCCUGCAUGGGAAGAAUGUGAGCAGGGUUAGGGACGUGUGCAUGGGGGAGGAGAACCGUGUCUGUCUCUCUACAGCCCUGCUGCAUUGGGCUUUCUGUUAAACCCAUAUUCUACCAGGUCAGUGAUAGGACCAGAGGCGCAAGUGAGCUCAGAGAUGAAGAAAUGCCCAAAGU
Messenger RNA from Chionomys nivalis (European snow vole), 3480 nucleotides. RefSeq names its product tRNA methyltransferase 44 homolog (gene Trmt44). Gene Ontology annotation, molecular function: metal ion binding; tRNA (uridine) methyltransferase activity. The transcript is spliced from 11 exons. The coding region runs from base 1 to 2151 and encodes 716 amino acids. Lineage: Eukaryota; Metazoa; Chordata; Mammalia; Rodentia; Cricetidae. Gene Ontology annotation, biological process: tRNA methylation. The record is from RefSeq and is a predicted model, not a curated record.